Molecule: messenger RNA, 471 nt
Organism: Penicillium canescens
Lineage: Eukaryota; Fungi; Ascomycota; Eurotiomycetes; Eurotiales; Aspergillaceae
Exons: 4
Coding region: 1-471 (156 amino acids)
Source: RefSeq, a predicted model, not a curated record
AUGCCCCAUUGCGGGGAGACGGUAGGGAUUCAGGGUCUCAACACGGGUCCUUACCCAGCCUUGAUCCCAGUCAGUAAUAGCACGUUCCUUCGUCGGUACUACGAAAGACGAACGAAUUGCCGGGUUAUCGCUAAAGCCUAUGUGAAAGUUGUUGAGCCGCGCAAACAAGUUCAAUAUCCUUACAACGGACGCAAGACUGGCGGGCAUAACACAGCAAAUGAGCCCCGAAGAAACCAAGCCACCGUGGUGGCCACCUGGGAGCGCAUCGCACUUCUUGUCCACAUUCUUUGCGAACUGCGUCUCAGUCACGGAAUAACAGCACAAAAAUUGAAGCUCGCAGAGCAACCCACUAGACGGCUCAUUAGUCCGAUGGAACGAUCACUACUUUUGGACGAGUUGUACGCCGUUAGGGACGCGGAGGAAAAGUUUCUAGAGAGCUUAACUGGUAGGUCCCUGCAACUGACCGUAUAA